Messenger RNA from Dendrobium catenatum, 631 nucleotides. RefSeq lists its product as uncharacterized. The record is from RefSeq and is a predicted model, not a curated record. Lineage: Eukaryota; Viridiplantae; Streptophyta; Magnoliopsida; Asparagales; Orchidaceae. The annotation marks the transcript as partial. The transcript has a single exon.
AUGUUCACAUCUACACAGUGGUUGAGUUGUGCUUGGGCGAAGAAGGCUGAGGGAAAAGAUAUUAAAAAGAUUGUUUUAAAUGACAGGUUUUGGCAAAGUGUCUUAUAUGCCAUUACAACCAUUAGACCUUUAGUUCAUGUUUUAAGGAUGAUGGAUGUUGAGAAGAAGCCUGCAAUGAGUUUCAUCUACAAUGCCAUGGAUGAAGCCAAAGAUAUGAUUGCCUCUAACUUAGGAGGCAGUGAGGGAAGCUUUAGAGAAAUUUGGAAUAUUAUUGAUGAUAGGUGGGAACUACAGCUUCACCGACACUUGCAUGCCACUGGCUACUACCUAAACCCUCAGUAUCAAUAUGCAGAGAACAAAUCUACAAACCCUGAAAUAAAGUUGGGAUUAUAUCAUUGCAUGGAUCGUCUAAUAAGUGAUGCAACUGAAAGAUCAAAUGCUGAAUUGCAAUUGAUACCUUUUAGGAACAAAGAAGGUUUUUUUGGAUUACAACAAGCAAAAGAUACAAUUGCAAAACGAUCUCCAGUUGAGUGGUGUAUUCAAUUUGGUGAUAGGACUCCAGAAUUACAGCAUUUUACUGUGAAAGUUUUGGGUUUGACAUGCUCUUCAUCUGGCUGUGAAAGAAAUUGGA